GAGGGAGCCUGUUUUCGGAGUCGGGUACCCUCAAAUUUUGGGUAGGGAUGGAAUAUUUUAGAGAAACACUGUUCGACUGAUUGUAAUCAAUUUUGAUUAAUUUAACCCAUAUUAUUCGGGUUCGAUCCGUUUUGAGCAAUUUACGUUGGAUCCGAUCGAAUUAUAAUUGUCGAAUGUGAUUGUAGGGCGAAUUCAUCAAUUAGGGAGCAUUUCUAAGGCUUUAGCGGUGUUGAUCGGGAAUUAUUCAAUGGAAGCCAAAGCGGAGGGGAACAAGUAUAGCAUAAUCGUUCCCACUUUCAACGAGCGCCUCAACAUCGCUCUGAUUGUUUACCUCAUCUUCAAGCAUCUCCCGAAUGUAAAUUUUGAGAUCAUAGUGGUGGAUGAUGGGAGUCCUGAUGGAACUCAGGAAAUUGUCAAACAGCUGCAGGAAGUAUAUGGAGAAGAUCGUAUCUUGUUGAGACCUAGUCCAAAGAAGCUUGGCUUAGUGACGGCCUACGUUCACGGUUUGAAACACGCAACUGGAAAUUUUGUUGUCAUAAUGGAUGCAGACUUAUCACACCAUCCAAAAUACCUUCCAAGCUUUAUCAAGAAACAAAUGGAGACAAGUGCGAGCAUAGUUACUGGGACUCGGUAUGUAAAAGGUGGUGGGGUUCAUGGCUGGAACCUGAUGCGCAAAUUGACGAGCAGAGGAGCCAAUGUCCUUGCACAAACAUUUCUAUGGCCAGGUGUAUCCGACCUGACCGGAUUAUUCAGUUAUUAUACAACAACAAUAAUUAUUAGUUCCCCCUAUUCAGAUACCAAACUAAAGUUUUGUUCUGAACUUUUGUUGUGAAGGCUUUACAAAAAAUCUGUGCUUGAAGAUGUUAUAAACUCCUGUGUGAGUAAGGGGUAUGUUUUCCACAUGGAGAUGAUAGUUAGAGCUUCAAGAAAGGGUUAUCACAUUGAAGAGGUCCCAAUCACAUUUGUCGACAGAGUAUAUGGAAGCUCAAAACUCGGGGGAUCGAAAAUAGUGGAGUAUCUCAAGGGGCUUUUAUACCUUCUUGUCACAACUUGAAGAGAAUGAAAAGUGGAGCAUUUUGCAGAGUUUUC
Molecule: messenger RNA, 1089 nt
Organism: Salvia miltiorrhiza (redroot sage)
Lineage: Eukaryota; Viridiplantae; Streptophyta; Magnoliopsida; Lamiales; Lamiaceae
Product: dolichol-phosphate mannosyltransferase subunit 1-like
Exons: 7
Coding region: 248-832 (194 amino acids)
Biological process (GO): GPI anchor biosynthetic process; protein O-linked glycosylation via mannose
Cellular component (GO): endoplasmic reticulum membrane
Molecular function (GO): dolichyl-phosphate beta-D-mannosyltransferase activity
Source: RefSeq, a predicted model, not a curated record